Lineus longissimus is the source of this 4985-nucleotide messenger RNA. Its product is annotated as zinc finger protein 687a-like. NCBI's taxonomy places the organism in Eukaryota, Metazoa, Nemertea, Pilidiophora, Heteronemertea, Lineidae. Bases 120 to 3623 code for a protein of 1167 amino acids. The record is from RefSeq and is a predicted model, not a curated record. The transcript has 2 exons.
UCAAAACCUAUCUAUUCAGACAAGGCGAAAAAUCAACUGAAAAAUCACUGAAAUUUAUCGAAAUAGUGAUCAGAUUUCGAAAUCUUGUGAUGCGUUGAAGACCAAGUUUGGCUGCAAAGAUGGCAACAGUUGGCUUUGACGAUCUCUUGGCGGCUUAUGGUAUGCCAGACAUGGCGACCAUCUUGGCAGAUGACAAACAACCCAUUAUGCUGGGUGCAGAUGCAAGUCCAACCGCAAAUAAAAGUAAAGAUAACGGAAAAGAUCAUGUCGAUACUGGUAUAAAUAGUCCGCCGUUCCCUUUGAUGGCAUCUGCUGCUGCUCCUAGAAUGGCUAGUCCAACUAAAGGCACUCCCAAUCAUAACUAUCAGAGAUUUUCAGGGGUGUCUCAGGUUUCCAGAAACUCGCCUAUUUGGAACUCUGUCCCUCCAGGAAAGCCGAAACUACCACAGACAAGCAGAAAAAGUGUCUCUCAACGGAGACCAAAAGCGAGGGGUCGGGCCAAUUCAAGGCCAUAUACUUACCCAGACGAGAGACAGAUGUAUCAAUCUUUUAAUAUUACUGAUCCAACGUUGACUCCUAGUGGUCCGUCUGCUGGUCAGAAUGUUAUGGUUGGACAACAGUUCAGAAGUUCCAAUCAAAGUGAGCCUCAUUCUGCAGCCCACAAGUUUGUGUCCUUGAUCCAGCAUAUGGAAAAGCCAAAGCCCGACAAUCCUCAAAAUGGCACGAAUACAUCAAAUUCCAUUGUAUUGAGUAUACCAUAUGGGAACACGCUCUUGUCAAAAGCAAAUCCUCUACCGCCGUACAAGCCACCGAAGCCACCGCCACACCUGAAAAUACCAGACACUCGUUUCCUUUGCACUGUGUGCGAUGACACAUUCAUGUUUCCAAGCAGUCUUGAGAGUCACAUGAAACGACGAAGUAUCUUUUUAAAAUUUGAUUGUAAUAUCUGUCAGAAACAAGUCGUAUUUUACAACAAGUGUGCAUUCCAUCGACACAUUCAGGACCACUUGGCUGUAAAUGAACAGGUUAAAGUAGAUAAAGCAGAUUUAAAGUUUGAAUCGCUAAGUUUUGAUGUCAUUAAGGAAGGGCUAGACAGCCUUUCUGUAUUUUCACCUGAUUUCAAUGUAGAUCUUGGGUUGUCUAGUGAUGAACCAAUUGUACUGAGUAGUGAGACCGCACCCAGUCCUGAGGUAGGUUCAGUUGGUAAGGCAGCUGAUCAUCCUUUGCCUGAAUCUGCCCAAGGUGGCCAACUGCAGGUAGAAUCUGUAGAAGGGAUUGGACUCCAAAAACCUAUCUCUUCUGAUAUUCUUGGCAAGUAUUGCUGGGAAUGUUCAGCCACCUUUAAAACAAAAGAGGAAUUCACGAGGCAUUGGACAAGUGGCUGGGAAUUUCCAUCCAAGCAUGAUUGCCACCGAUGUGGCCUGGUUAUGCCGACUGCCUGUUCGCUGAAAGCACAUGCUCGCCUGUCUCGUGGUAACCAAGGAGCUCCCCAUGUCUGUCCCGAAUGUGGUGAACUCUUUGACGGAAAGAAUUCUCUUGAUGAUCAUACAAGAUUCCAAUGUUUUCACUAUGCUCGCACCGUAACGUACCCGUGUCCUUACUGUCGUCAGACCUACACACCAAAAGUAUGCAAACGUUUCAACGAUCGCGAUGCAUUUGUGAGACAUCUAAUGAACCAUAGUGAUAACUAUUACAAGUGUAAAUGCUGUCCGAUGGCAUUCAAAUCUGAAGCUGGUCUUUACGGACACUGUGUAGCAACCCACGCUAAGGAAGACGCAAUACAAUCUCCUCAGCUGAUGAUUCACAAGUGCCCACUCUGUAACACCGUGUUCCAUCAGAGCACCCUCCUAACCACCCAUAUGCACUGGCAUUUUGAAGAGAUAGAGAAGACACGAGGCUAUGAAUUUGUGUGUCCCUUCUGUAUGGUCAAGUUUGGCAGCAACAAGAGCCUGAAAGAACAUGCCUGGACUGCACACAAAACACUCAUGUCGGAAAAAAUGGCUUCUAUUUCAGCUAUUUCAGAAAAAGGUGCCUCACCUGCAGUUACUUCAGAAAAAAGAGCCUCUGUUUCUGCUAUGUCAGAAAGAGGAGCCACAACUGUAGCUAUGUCAGAAAAAGGAGCUUCUACUGCAUCUGCGCAUUCUACUGCACUGGCCCCAUCUUUAGGACGACCAAGAAAAAAAAGACCAGAUGUAGUUGUUACCCCUCCUGAUGAAAGUAGCAAGGUCACACCUCCUAGUAAAGCAAAAGGUGUAAAGACUACUGAUGUGGUGAUGAAGACCACUUCUGUAAAGGAAAAGAAACUGAAUGUCAAGCCAAAGAAGAAAAAACAAGUGAAAGCCAUGCACAAAAAUGCUGGGCCUAAGUAUAUUUUGUCAGCACCCGGAGAGGAAACGGCUGCAGGCUCUGGUAGUCGCCCAGCAAGUGCAUUGUCCUCGCCUAUCCUGAGUGAACCUGAUGCAGACGGCACUCCUGAUUCAGAGACAUCUGCAACAAUCAAGGGCCAGUAUGCACCAUACGAAUGUCCGAUCUGUCACUUGCAGUACUAUUACAGGGACAGUCUGUUCAAACACCGCAGGGUACAUGAGAAGGAGGGCAAAUUCAUUUGUCUACUCUGCUCGGAAGUCUUCAACAACAAGAUGGCGCAGGUGCAGCAUACAAGGAUCUGCUUCCGUAUUAAGAAGGGAUUGGAUUCCGCCAACGCUCAAGUCAACAUGUUUACAUGUGAGAUCUGUGACGAGACCUUCUUUUGUCAGGACGAGUUGCAGAAGCACAUGCAAGAUCUCCACAGCAUAUCUGUGUUGCAGCAGUUUGCCUGUCUGCUGUGUGGGCUUACGUACGACGAGAAAGCUAGCCUUGAACAACAUAUUGAGGAGACCCACAAGGGCUGUGGGAAGAAGCCAACAUACAUGUGUUGGAUUUGCCAGGAUGAGAGAAUCACCAAAGGGUUUGGAAAGCGCCACUUGCUUGAAAAACACCUCCAAAAAGAACACAAGAUUUCAAAGAAUCAGAUCGAUUAUUCUCGUAUGACCAAACCAACUGCUGUAAAGGGGGCAGGAGAAGAUGAGGUGAGUCCGCAGAAGGAGGAUAAUGGUGAUCAAGAAAAGAAACGUUCAUUGGAAGGCCUUGAGUCAAAUGGAGUGACGUCCAUUGUACCGAAAAGGUUAAAAGUGGAAGGAGACAGCAUUUAUAAUUGUGCGAAGUGCAAAUUUUCCAGCGCCAACCGCAAAGAAUUUCAGAAACAUAUCAUUGAUCAUAAGAAUUCAAGGGAUGGUAUUCAGUGUCUUGAAUGUGGCAUGUGUUUCAUCGUCGAGCCAUCACUUAGAAAGCACCUCUUCAUUGUUCACAAGAUUAAAGAUUAUGAGAAGUAUGUGUCUGAAUUGGGAGGGCAGAUACCACUUUUCACAGAAACGGAGAUGCAUGAUGUCACUGGUUUUUCAGAAGUUCCAGAGAAGGUUUCUCUUUCUCCUGAAUCUAAUCCACUUGAGUGUAAAGUUUGCUACCGUGUGUUCGAGGAAGAGGCGCGUUUGAAAAAUCACAUGAGAACGCACGGCAUGGCAUUCAUCCGAUCAAAACGCGUCAAUGCAUCACCAAAGAAAGUGUCUCCACACAAAGCUCCAUGAAGGCACAGUAUGUUGGAGACUACCUUUGAAAUUGAGAUAAAAUUUCGUAUUCUGAUUAUGGUAGAUAUAGCUGAGGUGACCUCCUGGAUAUACUGACAUUGGGGCGUCAGUCGACUCGGGACAAACACUUUCAGCUAGUUGUUGAGGGUCCAAAAACAGUUGUCAAAAGGACAGGCAUAUGUAGUAAAACUGAAAUGUUUGUUGAGUAGAUCUUAAAAUCUUGAUAGUAAACUGCAUGAAUGUGUUUUAAACUUAUUGAAUUUACCUGGUUCACUUGUGAUGUAAGUUCAGAUUAGCUUAGCUUGGUGUACAGUUCUCGCAUGCAUGUUGCAUGAUUAUUUCGAGAUACAAUAAACUCCAGCAUGUUGCCAUGAACUUUUGCAAAUCACUAUUCAGGGGUUCAUUUAUUAAAAUGAUUUGAAGGUUAUGUAUCUGUUAUUUUCAUGUUUUUCACGGGUUGAAAUAUGAACUCAAGAGGCUGGGUGCUUGGAGUAUUUCAAACUCACUUCCAGAAUUUUGUGUACAUAAACUGUAUGUAUUUGUUUUAUACCGUGUAUUACAAAGAUUGUCUUGCAUAAAAGGGAGAAUAUAGGCAGGACAGUUGGUUAUUGUUGAAAGUGGCCUUAGCUGCGAUCGAUCUGCUUUGUAUAGUCCUUGCCAUCAAGUUUUGUGGGGUGGACCUGCAAUAUCGGUGCCAAUAUUCCCCCUUUAAAGCAUACAGCCACAAUUUGUGUCACUGUGUUAGAUCUUGUACCAAUCUGAUUUCCCUGUUAUGACAUGGUAUGAGUGAGUGUAGCUCUUUCUUGGCCCUAUUUCUUCCUGAUGAAUUGAAAAGCUUGGGUGCAGAAAAUUUUCUGAGAUUGCCACUGUCACAUAUGUUUGUCAUUUAUCACUAUGGAAAGUGUUAAAAUUAACAUGAUAUAUGUGUGUUAUUUUGUUGUAUUUUCAUGGUAUUUCAUGUUUCCGAGGUAGAUUCUUCAGUACAUAUGUACACGUUCGUCUACAUCAUGAAUCAUUCUAUUGAUCCCGUACAUGUUUGGUGGCAUGACUCAAAUGCUCCGGUAACCUUCACACUUCCUAUACACAGUGUGUAGUGAACAUUCACCUGCCAAGCAAUGCUGUUGAACAUGAAUGCAUACACUAGACACAUAGUACUCAGUCUGGCUCUAUUAUAUUCAGGUCAGCCUAAAAAUAGUUGGGGCCAUCCUCUUAAGUGGUAUUGAAUUAUGGCAGAGUUUCUGAUCUUGGGAACAAAGACUUUGUUUGAAUAUGAGGACGGUGGCUGUGGCAUCCCCAAAGCGUGAUUGUCAUGGUUUGGAAAACUGAUUGUGAAUUGCGGAUUAAACGUAUGUGAGUGUUUGU